Molecule: messenger RNA, 783 nt
Organism: Iphiclides podalirius (scarce swallowtail)
Lineage: Eukaryota; Metazoa; Arthropoda; Insecta; Lepidoptera; Papilionidae
Source: the annotation of a GenBank genome assembly
AUGGAUCUAAUGUUUCUUGUGUUCAUUCUUUUAAAGGGGCCUCGCUACAGUCUUCGUUGUUGCACGAAUGGGCAGGUCCGUCCGGGUACGAUAGUGAGGGACGAGGCGGGGCGGGUGGUGGGGGACCUGUCGAGCGAGGGCGCGAUGUUCGUGGCGGCCAGGGGAGGCGCGGGCGGCAGGGGCAACAAGUUCUUCCUCACCGACACACAGCAGGCACCGGACAUAGCUGAGUUCGGGGCUAUAGGGGAGAGCAGGGUAUACUCCCUGGAGGUGCGGUCGAUGGCCCACGUGGGGCUGAUAGGGUUCCCCAACGCCGGGAAGAGCACCCUGCUGCGAGCCCUCACCAGGGCGAGGCCAACAGUAGCCCCCUACCCGUUCACCACCCUCCGUCCCCACAUCGGCAUGGUGCCUUAUGACGACUACGAGCAGGUCGCGAUAGCAGAUCUUCCCGGUUUGAUUCCUGGCUCGCACAAGAAUUAUGGACUCGGGGUCCAGUUCCUGCAGCACGCCGAGCGCUGCCGCUGCCUGCUGUUCCUGCUGGACGGCGCCUCAGAACCGCUGCAGCAGCUGCGGGCGCUGGAGCACGAGCUGCGCAUGUACAGCGCCGCGCUGGCGAAGCGGCCCCGGCUGCUGGUGCUCAACAAGCUGGACCUGGGGGGCGUGGCGGGGCGGUUGCACAAGUUGCGGCCCUUCGGCGACGCGGUGGCCGUGUCCGCCAAGUGCGGCACCAACCUGGCUCAGCUGCUGCGCCUGAUCAGGGCGAUGUACGACGCGGGCGGACGA